AUGUCCCCUCUGACUAUUCUCACCCAAACGAACGAUGAGGACGCCCAUUUCCGACUUUUAGAAGAGCAGAUCUUGAGUUCAAUAUUCACAUACAUGGAUCAUCUUUUUGGCAAGAUCAAGCCGAAGAAAUUCCUCUUCCUGGCAGUGGAUGGGGUGGCGCCGAGGGCGAAGAUGAAUUAA
Laccaria bicolor S238N-H82 is the source of this 180-nucleotide messenger RNA. RefSeq lists its product as uncharacterized. Gene Ontology annotation, biological process: rRNA catabolic process; nuclear-transcribed mRNA catabolic process. Gene Ontology annotation, cellular component: nucleus. Lineage: Eukaryota; Fungi; Basidiomycota; Agaricomycetes; Agaricales; Hydnangiaceae. The record is from RefSeq and is a predicted model, not a curated record. Gene Ontology annotation, molecular function: 5'-3' RNA exonuclease activity; RNA binding. Bases 1 to 180 code for a protein of 59 amino acids. The transcript has a single exon.